Oryza sativa Japonica Group (Japanese rice) is the source of this 2125-nucleotide messenger RNA. RefSeq names its product polyamine oxidase 5-like. Gene Ontology annotation, molecular function: polyamine oxidase activity. The record is from RefSeq and is a predicted model, not a curated record. Gene Ontology annotation, biological process: polyamine catabolic process. Gene Ontology annotation, cellular component: peroxisome. NCBI's taxonomy places the organism in Eukaryota, Viridiplantae, Streptophyta, Magnoliopsida, Poales, Poaceae.
AUCAUCGGCUUCCCUCCGGCUCGAGCCAAUCUCUCGCUGUGUCUCUCUCGCGCUCUCCACUAGCACCGGCUCGGCUCGGCUCGCGCGGCGGCGGCGGCGGGGCGGCGUGGCGCCGAGGGAGGGGAACGCCGGUGUGGGGAGGGCGGCGGCGAGGGGACUCGCCGGCGACGAGCUGGUUUGGGUAUGAGAGGGGUUACCCAUGCGGCGCCGACCACGAGCGUCCCCCGCCGCGGCUCCAUGGACGGCCUCCUCAUCUUCGUCUUCUACCUCUCGCUUCCUAUACGUGGUGGCCGCGACCACUCGUUAAUCUCCUCCUCUAAUUGUUAGCCGAUCUCGCCUCUCCCCCACACUCUCUGAUCCCGCUCUCUCUCUCUGCUUCGAUUCGAUUCGAUUCGAUCUUCUCCACCUCGUCGCCGUCGAACGCAACUCGGAUCGGGAGGAUAAUGGACCAGCCUUCUAAUGGCUUCGCCGCCGGAGGUCUUUUUCUUCGUCACAUUGAUGGGCAAAAUGCCUCUCCCCCUUCUGUCAUUGUGAUUGGUGGAGGGAUUUCAGGCAUUGCAGCUGCUCGUGCGCUGUCUAAUGCUUCGUUUAAGGUCACACUAUUAGAGUCACGGGACCGACUUGGUGGCCGUGUGCAUACUGACUAUUCUUUUGGCUGCCCAAUUGACAUGGGAGCAUCUUGGUUGCAUGGUGUAUGCAAUGAGAAUUCAUUGGCACCACUGAUUAGGUUGCUUGGCCUUAGAUUAUAUCGCACCAGUGGUGAUAACUCUGUGCUAUAUGACCAUGAUCUGGAGAGCUAUGCUCUCUUUGAUAAGGAUGGUCGUCAAGUUCCCCAGGAGAUAGUGACAAAAGUCGGGGAAACAUUUGAGAAAAUUCUUAAGGAGACGGUGAAAGUAAGAGCUGAACAUGAAGAUGACAUGCCUCUUAUUCAAGCCAUCUCAAUUGUGCUUGACAGGAAUCCACACCUAAAGCUUGAUGGUUUGCAAUAUGAAGUACUGCAGUGGUGCAUAUGUAGGCUGGAGGCAUGGUUUGCCACAGAUGUGGAUAAUAUAUCUCUGAAAAAUUGGGAUCAGGAACAUGUUCUUACUGGUGGCCAUGGGCUUAUGGUGCAUGGUUAUGAUCCUGUUAUCAAAGCUCUCGCGCAAGAUCUUGAUAUCCACCUGAACCACAGGGUUACCAAAAUCAUCCAGAGGUACAACAAAACUAUAGUAUGUGUUGAAGAUGGGACAAGCUUUGUUGCAGAUGCUGCUAUAAUAACUGUCCCUCUUGGUGUACUUAAAGCAAAUAUCAUCAAGUUUGAACCUGAGCUCCCAGAUUGGAAGCUUUCAUCAAUAUCUGAUCUUGGUAUUGGCAUUGAGAACAAAAUAGCCCUCCGCUUCAAUAGUGUAUUUUGGCCAAAUGUAGAAGUGCUAGGCAGGGUUGCCCCAACAUCAAAUGCCUGCGGUUACUUUCUUAACCUUCACAAAGCCACAGGGCAUCCGGUUCUUGUAUGCAUGGUAGCAGGAAGAUUCGCAUAUGAAUUCGAGAAGCUAUCCGAUGAAGAAUCCGUAAACUUUGUCAUGUCUCAGCUCAAGAAAAUGCUACCAGGAGCUACUGAACCGGUCCAGUAUUUGGUUUCAAGGUGGGGAACCGACCCGAAUUCGCUUGGUUCUUAUUCCUGCGACCUUGUUGGGAAGCCAGCUGACUUGUAUGAAAGAUUCUGUGCUCCGGUGGGCAACCUGUUUUUCGCUGGGGAGGCCGCCUGCAUCGAUCACUCUGGGUCCGUGCAUGGAGCUUAUUCUUCAGGCAUUGUUGCUGCAGAGGAUUGCCGAAGGCAUCUGUCGACGCAGCUAGGCAUCUCCGACCUUUUCCAGGUUGGGAAGAUUAUCAUGAGGGAGGAGAUGACUGAAGUCAUGGUCCCCUUCCAGAUAUCCAGGCUGUGAAAGAAGAACAAAGCCUGCCUAUUUAGCACCGUGUUUAUCCUGCAGCUGCUAUGGUUAAUAUUGUAGCUGCUGCUCUGUAGUUUCCUAAUUAUCUCAGAUCCUGUACCGUUUCACAGUUUGAUCGUUUAUGUGUAUUCAAAUAAAAACAGAAUAAUUAUAUAUCAACAGACCUUGUUCUCUGAAUCCAUGGAUAUUGCUUUUCA